CGCAGCGCUUCAGUUUUACACCCUCAGUCCAAAAUGACAUGAAUUUAUUUCGUCCUCAAAUAUUCACAUCAAAUAAUUGUGAUUUAAAAAAAAAAACGUAACGCUGUUAUGAUUUCUUUUGCACAUUUAUUGCAAAAUUUAAAAAAAGUUAAGAAAUCACAUGUAUUCAAGUAGUCACAGUCUUGGACAUGAAAAUGGCAGGCGCAUCAUGUUUCCACUUAUUGACUGGACAUCGUAAGGUCCAACUGGCACCGGCGUGAAGUCAAAGGAAUUGUCUCGUGGCACUUCAGUACACUGUCCAAAAAAAAAAAAAAAAGGGUGCUAAAUUUGUACCUUUAAAGGUCCAAUGACAUGUCAAUGGGGUAUUACCCUCAAGGGCACACCUUUUGCACCCUUUAAACAGUGAUGGUGAAUCUCAAUGUACGGGAAGACAAGGCAGUGGCCAAUAUGUAUGACACACACUUUUGUAGUUUAUUUCUUUUUACUGCCACGGUCAUUAAAGUAAAUAGAGAUUUUUAUUUUUUCAAUUGAAAGAAGCACUUGGCUUCUUAUAACUAUAUAAUCACCCUCACUAAAGCAUUCAUUCAACUUUGUAUCGUUUUGUUUUUUUUCCCCUGAUGAAUGUGAACGCGCGAGCAGCGUGAAGCUAACACGUGUUGCUCCAAAACAGGAUUAGCAUUUCUUAAUCCACAGCAGCAAUAAAGUAAGCCUCUUGUGUCUGUGUGCGCGUUGUCAUUAUUGUUUAUGCAUUAGAAAGUGAUUGCUGGUCAGCAUUGUGCGCUGCAGAUGUGCACACUGAAGAUAACGAGAGGAGUGUGUGCAUGUUAGAGCAGUGAUGUGUGUCGUUGGGAAGGCAUCUUCGGUGACUGUUUACAGCUCUUACUGAGUGUCUAGAGAUCAAAAGAUCCUGACUGCCGUCGCCAUGGCAACAGUGUCCCUACAAAAGCAAGAGGGUCCCUUUGACUCGCUCGACAAGCAAGAGUGCCCGAUGCAAUGUUCUGUGGACGCUUGCCUUGAUUGUGCUGUGCUUGACCAAAAGGCCCCCAGAGCAGAACCAGAAGAUAGCAAUGAAAUGUUCCAUGCAUGCAGGAAUCAAGGCCAAACCAGAGAGACGCUGACAGAAUGGGUACAAGCAAUCCAGCAGCCAAAGUCUCAUGAGGAACUUGAUGAGUUUAAUGUGUUGAUUGGACAAGGUGGUUUCCAAAGGGAUUCCUCCAGCUUGAAAGUGAAGGUUCCAGAGUGGCCCGGUGAUGACGAUAUCAACACAAACAACAACUCUUCCGACUGUCACCAGAAUGUUCAACAAUUCUCACCAUGUGAGGACGCUUCUCCAGCACUUUCUCUAAGGGCACCUGAAAGUAUUACUCAUCAAUUUCCACUUGUUUGUUCACCUACAUUUGCUGAUGAAGAAGAGGAAACAAACAUGUGCGGUUCCAAGUCCUCGUACCCGACUGUGGAUGUCAUUCCCUUAGACAGCCAGCAGGGGGAGCUACUACCCCAAGACCAACAUGAGCUUCCCCCCAAGGGAGCAAACCAGGAAACUGCUCAACAGGUGCUCGGCCAGAACUCUGCACCUUUGUCUGUCGUUGCCAUGGAGCCACCCAAUCAGGGUGGGGCACCUUCCAAAGGCUCCGUCUGUGUUGCCACAGUGAGAGAAAGGCAGGAAGACAAGGCAGGGCAAAGGACAGAAGGGGAAAGCGAAACAGGAGAGCAGUACCACUGCGGACCUGGAGGGAACAAGGUGGUUGGACGAGAGCAAGGUGAAGGACCGGUAAGAUCUUGUGAAUUAAGCCAAAUCCAGGAAGAGAAGAGAGAAAAUAACGACAGUGCUGAGGGUCCUAAACUCAUCAAAAUGGAGAGCGACUCAAGCGACGACAGCCAAAGCGACAGUGGAUUAUCGGCGGACUUCUCCCCGCGCAGUACUUCCAACAUCCCCGCAGCCUCCCAAGAAACUCGACCCAAAGAGACCCCCAUUGAAAGGGAGAUCAGACGGGCCAUUGAGCGGGAACAUAGUCUAAGAAGAUCAAGGGGGCUUCCGAAUGCAUCCCCAGAGUACGUUGAGAUCCCCCUGAUGAAAACUGUUGUCAACCAGACCGUCGCUGCCAAGUCAGAGAAAUUUCACAGCACAGACAGGGAGCUGGCAGGAAAACUCAUGCAGCAUGACAUCCACGAGGAGGUCAGCCGAGAGCAAGAUCUGGUCAAGCUGGGGAAGGUUCCUGGCUUCUACGAUAAGGGGACAGUUCGGCAACUGAAAGAGAAGAAACAGAUUUUUGAAGCCUUUCAAAAUCGCAGGGAGUCGUCUUUGAGCAUGUCCAGUGUGAGCAGCAGCAGCAGCAGUUCCAGCUCCAGUUCAGGGAGCUCCUCACAGGCGUCCACUGUGAGAAGCUCGGAAAGGAGACAGAGUACAGAGCCUGUGAGAGGUGCUUAUGCGCGUUCACCUCCAAGAGGACCUGGUUUAUCUGAGGGAAUGUCUUGCCAGGUCAUCAUUAUGGAGAACAACCCUAGUGCCCCAGGACAGAAGCUUUACCCUACCAAUGCGGAGGUAGAUGGCCUGUGCCUCGGUGUGGAUCGACAAGCUUCCUAUGUCCUCCCAUCCUGUUCAGGAGGAUAUAAUUUAGAGAUGGAAGCAGAGGAGACGUUGCCUAAGGAGAACCCCUUCUUCAAGCUGCGCUCCCUCACAAAUGGUAUUAAAGUGGAGCAGGAUAUCCGGGAGGCUCAAGAGAGGGAGAAAGAGCUCCGCAAGCAGAGAAUCAACUUGUAUGGGAGAGGAGGAGAUGGUGGGAGGCCGGUCGGCAUGGAUAGAAGAAACCUCCAAGGAUCUGUUCUGGAUUCUUCUAACUUCUCUGCCAGUGGGCGCAACAGACACACAGCAGCUCCACCAGCCCGUCAAUCUGUUGGUAAAUUCAGUGUGUGGCCCCCAGCCCAGGAUCAUGAAGACACAGUGAACCAGCAAAAGGUGGUGCAGGCCUCCCACAGUUCCAGACACAAGACUCCCUUGGUGCACCUUUGGGAGUCGGGCCUGGUCAACGGACACAACCUGCAAGAUCAAUGACGAGGAGCAAGUUAAAAAAGUGAUGAUUUUUGGAGAGCGUGUGAAUGACGAUGAGGGUGAAAGUGAGGAUAUCAGACAGGAGGAAAAAAUGACUUGAAACUAACGGCACUUGUACUCGGUAUAAUCUUAACAGAUUUAUUUUUCUUAUUAUCUCUUAUCAUCCAGAUAAAAGCAAGGGUCUGAUUGAUUAAUCGGCCGACCUUUUCAAUCAAGCUCUUUAAAAAUCAGCUGUUUUGUUUUACAUGAACACGUUGCAAAAUAAGAAAAAGAUACUUACGUUCAAACAUCCCCCCCCCACCCCCACAAAAAAAUCUGCUGAUUUUUGCCAAUUUUGCUUUUUCUGUCUGUAAUUCAUAUAUUUAAUGCUGUGUUAUGGAACCAAAUUCACGUUUUUUUUUUGUAUUCAUUAUACGGUAUGUACAUUUUUUUUCCAUUAAUCAGUGGAUUAAUCUGUUAGGGGAAUUCUAUUCGGCCAAAUCCGCAUCGGCCUCCAAAAAUACAUAUCGGUCCGGCCCUCGUAAAAACAAUCUAAACUUUUAUGUUUUUAUGAUGCCCUCCAGUACAAUAUUGAUGCAAUAAAAAACACAUUUUAGUGCUUAUGCCAGCUAGUUUUUCACUUCAAAGGUAUUUGUAGAUACACAAUCAUUGGCCUAUUUGAUUAUAUUUAAUCCAUAUUGAGUCUUUAGAAUAAUUUUCUUCCUUAUAAUUAUUGUGGUUAACGUAGCACACUGCUUCAUACUGACAGCCGUUUCGAAUUGCAGGAGUGUGUAAAGUGGAAUCCGAUUAAAAAAAAAAAGAUCUGCAUGUAAUUCACUGCCGUAUUAUUUUAUGUGAUCACCAAGUUGACAAUUUCCUAAUGAUCUUGUCGCCCAGUGGUAUGAACAAACCAGGACUUAAUCCCGGACUUUACCUAAAUGCGCUGCGCUCGGAUUACGCUGCAAUAAACUUGAUCUGGAUUUCGAAGGUGAAUUAUGAUCCAGAGUACACAUACGUGAAUAAAAGCGCCUCUGUUAGUUCACUUGCUGACACCUUCUUGAGUCAUGCAGUAAAUGUUGAACUUUGGAAUGAAACUUGAUAUUAGCCAGCAGGUUCAGGCGACUCUUCGUAUUCUAUUUUCUAAGCAGUGUUUCUCUUUGCUAUGGAUAUUAGAUUGGCGGAAAUAUUUGUUGGUAUCAUGUAAAUCCUUUUCUUAAAGUCAAGAAAUCCAUCACGGUAAUUAUCUAGAUUUGUAAGGCAACUAUUCAGUUAUUUGAAAAAAAACCUAUCAAAUCGCUGCCAAUGCACAUGAUCAAUAAUGAAAUAAUGACAGUAUAUUGAUAAGUAUCUAAAAAAAAAAAAUCUCAUCAGAGGUGUGCAACUCUCCAUUAAAAGACAAUAAAAUGUGUAUCUCGGUACACGGCGUACAAUACGAUUCAAGAAGUUUCCCGUCAAACUAAACAAAAAACUAAGAGAAUUACUCCUUGUCUUUUCAUUAUACAACCACAUAUUGUAGUUCAGCCGUUAUGUCCACUAGCAUAAUGCUAAUCCAAACACCACACUUAAAAAUAGCAUCUAUGUGGCAGCGUUUUAUAUAUAUACUGUAUAUUUUAAAUAACAAAUGUUUGAACACUCAACACAUGUAGACAGAUAACAUAACAAUACUCCCAGGCAUGCAUUCUUUAUCCUCAGCAAAGAGCAAUUAAUAUUGCUGCGGGGUUAUGAUGUCUCCUCUACCUCCCUGUAUGUCCAUGUGCCUGUAUUAUAUUCCCCCCACAUAGUCAAGACACCCACUCCAGAAGGAGCAACAUGAUGAUUGUUGAAUUGAAGCAAAAGUGGGAGAGAGAAAAAAAAGAGUUCCAUUUUUGUAAAUUUAAUUAAUUAUGCUCGUGCUAACCCAAGUACCAAGGAGUCCUGGCUGAUCCACCAAUUUUUAUAGCUUUAUAUUCUGAAGAAGGCACUCUAAGGUUGUCAUGGCAACGACAGAGAUGCUAAUCUCCUUUUUACAAGCUAGUUGCCUUAAUCGCAAGAUUGGGUAAUUGCACACUGUUGCUUCAACAGUGUCAUGGUGCUAAAAAUGCAACAAAAUGGGAUGAUGAGAUGAAGAUCACAGAAACUCUGGCCUAUUUUCUGAACAUCAUAUUUUAUGCACUGCGGUUUUCUUUUGGGUAUCGGGGCUGGUGGCAUCAAAUAGAAUAGCAGUAAAGUUGCCCAGAUUUUCUGCACAGCGAUGCAUAAAUGUCACAUGACUUUAAGGGACGUAGCUUCUCUCCAUUUGCCUUGACAAAUAAAAACAAAUACAGCAACCUAAUACUCACCAUAGUAAAACUGUCAGGUAGGCUCACAACAAAUCAACUCAGCGGUUGUUUUGUCUCAACGCGUCUCCUUAAUAUGUGUUAUGAAUAAACGAUGGGCUCAUGAAAUAAAACCAUGCCACCAUAUUUCACUUUAAGUAUGCAAUGUACCCUGUGGGUGUUUCAGUAUCAUCCACACACAUCAAAACAGAUUUUUCUCAUAUAUUUGCAUCAUAAUGCUUCGCCUGGGUGUGGGGGGUGUAUUUGGUGCAUGUUCAAGAGAAAAGAGGAUACCGAGGAUGAGAUAAAACAGCAAUGCGCGAUGGAAGACCGGCUCAUUACGGUUUUAGACUGCAAAUCAUAGAGUAAGUCAUGAUAUGACAUGAUCAAUAAUGUGACGUGGCAAUUGUGCAAUGAACACUCUUAGGAGUGGAAGUGUUAACUUGUAUCUUAUAAUCACCUACGAACUAAUAUCAAACAUCAUGCUAUCUGUAAGUGUUGCUCUGCAAGUUCAUUGCUGUGCAAGGUUGUGCGUCAGACUUUAUACUGCUAUCUGUAAGUGUUGCUAUGCAAGUUCGUUGCUGUGCAAGGUUAUGCCUCAGACUUUAACCCCUCCCAAGAAGAAAAAAAUGGUAUGCGAGGGGCCGCACCUCACUGCUUGGGGAGUCGCUCCAUCACAGAUCUGUAAAUGAUGUUUCUCCAUCAAUUGUAGUUUAAAUAAAUCUUAUCGUUGAACUAA
Hippocampus comes (tiger tail seahorse) is the source of this 6061-nucleotide messenger RNA. It is a transcript of the gene misp3, whose product is annotated as MISP family member 3. Bases 923 to 3052 code for a protein of 709 amino acids. The transcript has 4 exons. The record is from RefSeq and is a predicted model, not a curated record. Lineage: Eukaryota; Metazoa; Chordata; Actinopteri; Syngnathiformes; Syngnathidae.